AGAGACUGCAUGCAAAUACAAAGGCAAACCUUCAAAAAAUGAUACUACACAUGAAUAGUUCAUAAUCAACUCAUAUGAUUGAUUACCUUCCCAUAUGCUUGUGAGGCAGUUUGCUGCCCUCAUGCAACAAAUAAUUCAGCACUACUUUUAAACUUUUCUCCUUUUAUGUCUAUAUAAGCACUUUCUCUUUGCUGAAUCAUACUUCAUCCAAAGCCAAAGGAGCCAAAGGUAGUAGAAGGAGAUUACCCAAUAUGGGAAGUGAGAGUAUGGUCUCUGUGAAAACAAAACUUCUUGUAGCAUUGCUUGUUCUGCAGCUCUGCUAUGCAGGGACUCACAUUGUCUCCAGGGUUGCACUAAACAUUGGUGUCAGCAAGGUUGUAUACCCAGUUUAUAGGAACCUCAUUGCCCUGCUUCUGUUGGGCCCUUUUGCUUAUUUCUCAGAGAAGAAGGAGAGACCACCUCUUACUUUCUCUUUGCUGGUUCAGUUCUUCCUUCUAGCAUCACUGGGCCUUGUGUUUCUAAACUCAGAAAUCACUGCAAACCAAGGCUUUUAUCUCUUGGGGUUGUAUUAUGCAUCUCCAACUUUUGCAUCUGCAAUGCAGAACUCAGUUCCAGCAAUCACUUUUGUCAUGGCUUUUGCUCUGAGGCUUGAGAAGGUUGAUAUCUCAAGGAGAUAUGGACUGGCAAAGGUGCUGGGAACCAUUGCAAGUAUAGGAGGUGCCACAAUCAUCACUAUCUACAAGGGCCCUCCUCUUCUGCACCAGACACAUCCCCAACCGGGAAAUUCCUUGGAGGAAGACAUGUAUUCCAGGAAAAUGCAGAACUGGACAUGGGGCUGUGUAUACCUGGUUGGACACUGCCUAUCAUGGGCUGGUUGGAUGGUCCUUCAGGCACCUGUGUUGAGGAACUAUCCAGCUAAACUCAGUCUCACUUCAUUUACAUGCUUCUUUGGAUUGAUCCAGUUCUUGAUCAUAGCAGCCUUUGUAGAAACCAACCCUGAGCUCUGGAAAAUUCAAUCAGGAGAAGAGCUUUUCACAAUUCUAUAUGCUGGAGUUGUGGCAGCUGGGAUUGUCUUCUCCCUUCAAACAUGGUGUAUUCAAAAAGGAGGUCCUGUUUUUGUUGCUGUCUUCCAGCCCAUGCAGACACUUUUAGUCGCUGUCAUGGCAUCUCUAAUUCUUGGCGAUCAGUUAUACCUUGGAGGGAUUAUCGGUGCAGCUCUCAUUAUGCUUGGUCUUUACUCGGUUCUAUGGGGUAAAACAGAAGAAAAGAGAGUGGGAAGCCAAGAUCAGGAACAGACAUUGACAAAGCAUCUUCUUGAUACUGAAAAUAGUGAUAAAGAUGAUGCUCCUGCAUCAGACAUUCCAUGA
Molecule: messenger RNA, 1367 nt
Organism: Vitis riparia (riverbank grape)
Lineage: Eukaryota; Viridiplantae; Streptophyta; Magnoliopsida; Vitales; Vitaceae
Product: WAT1-related protein At3g18200-like
Exons: 7
Coding region: 252-1367 (371 amino acids)
Cellular component (GO): plasma membrane
Molecular function (GO): transmembrane transporter activity
Source: RefSeq, a predicted model, not a curated record